GCAGCGCCUGCGCAACGUCAGUCGCGAUCGAGCGCCCGCGGUGAUCGAACGCGCUCAACUAGCACAAUUAUAGUCUCGUUUCUUUUGUUAAACAGUUUAAGUGAAUUUUCUUGUGCCUGUGCCUGACACGUUGGAUGUGCAAUUAUAUGUGAAACAGCAGAAUUGGAGUCGAUUUUCUUAUAUCUGUGUAAUGUGUAUGAACUUGUAGAAGAAUACUCGAUAUGAUCCACGUGGACGAAACAGAUCCAGUCGGAGAGAUAGAGCCGCCCUUCCCCUGUCGCGAUGUCACCAUCAAACGCGGCACGGAUGUCAACGACUUUUUCGAAAUGCUGUCGGAGAUCGGUCGAGGCAAGUUCGGCACAGUAUACUUAUGCCGUGAGAAGAGCACCGGUCUGGAGUUAGCUGCAAAACUGGUGUCUGUCAGUAGACGGGACGAGCGGCGAAAUGUUGAACGCGAGGUGGACGUGAUGCGACGGCUUAGACACCCUCGUCUUAUUCAACUUUACGACGCUUAUGAUUGGGGCAAAUACAUGUGCGUCGUACUUGAACUGAUAACCGGUGGGGAGCUAUUCGAGCGCGUCAUCGACGAAGAUUUCGUGCUAACGGAACGCGCCUGCACCGUCUUUAUGCGGCAGAUCUGCGAAGGAAUUGAAUUCGUCCACAGACAAAAUAUACUCCAUCUCGAUAUGAAGCCAGAAAACAUCUUGUGUCUGACAAAGUCUGGGAAUAGAAUAAAGAUUAUCGACUUCGGAUUAGCGAGGUUCUACGACCCUGAGAAGAAACUGCAAGUUUUGUUUGGGACGCCGGAGUUUGUGGCUCCUGAGGUUGUGAACUUUGAUCAAAUCGGUUACGGCACUGAUAUGUGGUCGAUUGGCGUUAUUUGUUACGUGCUAUUAUCGGGCUUGUCACCUUUUAUGGGAGAGACAGAUAUAGAGACAAUGGCAAAUGUUACCGUUGCGAAGUAUGACUUCGACGACGAAGCGUUUAACGAAAUUUCUGAUGACGCAAAGGACUUCAUACAGAAACUGCUCGUCAAGGACAAAGAGUCGCGGCCGAGCGCCACCGAGUGCUUGCGUCACCGUUGGCUCCUCAAACGCUCCCAAGUGAAGAAAGACAAACCCAGACCACAAACAUCGCCAAAACACGAACUAGACGUCGCCAAAGACAACCUGCGUCUCUUCGUUGAAAGAUGGAGCGAACAUCCAAACUCACCUUACGUCUUCGAUAAUCAAGCUCACGAAAUCAUCUGCCUAGUUAAUGGAAAUUGUGAGAGAUCCUCUAUCGGAGGCUGCUCACCAUCGCCUAGAAGUUCCCUCAGCAGUUCCCCUGAUAUAAUCUUCGAUGAAGACGAUCUUGAACCCCCGCCAUUACGAGAUCCAACGCCACUCGCACAAAGAUAUAACCCAGUCGAAAGACGUGCGUCUGACAGCAGUUGCUUCUUACAUAAAAAACACGAUGUAUUAGUAAGAAAGAAUUUAGCAGAAGAAAUAAAGAAAUUAUCCGACCAUUUGUUUAUGUUGUCAACUAUGAGCACGGAUCUCGUUAAUAAUAAUAGCUUCAAAGAGUUCGAUAAAAAUGCAACUGAAUCGAAACCAGGAAAUAAAGAAGAAAAGAAAUUGAAUGGCUUUAAGACGGACUCGAAAGCUUUGUUAAAAAAUUUAACAAACGGUGACGCGAAUAAAACAGAAAGAAAAGUAUUCACAUCGAAAUCCAGUAAUAAGAUUAAUUCUACUUUCUUGACGGAGAGGGAACAAGAAAAACCGAUGACGAGCAAAAUGCCUUGGGCGAAAGCGACGAGAUCGAAAAGGUUGACGAACUUAAGCAGAGAUGUUCCUGACCAGCCGAUAGACCGCCGCAGCACAUUCUUCGAGGAAUUCGACAAAAGACGAGAGAUAAUUGGAAAACUAGUAAAUGGCUCCAGCAAUGGGAGACAGUUACCAUAUAGACGAGGAGAUGAGAAUAACGCUCAUAGGACGAAAGACCGUCUAUUGCAUCUUCUAGAAAAAUGGGCGGAUACAGAAGUGGAAGGGGAGAGAACAGCGGGGGGUACGUCGAAUUGUGGUAGACAUCAAUCGAUAUCCCUCGAGUGGUCGCCUUCUAACCAACUAGCCCAGAACUCUAUGUCCAGUCUUCACGCUUUUUUUCAAAGACAAACAUCAGACGAAAAAAAACAAAGGAAGAAAUGACUAGUGAAAUAGUAUAUGUGUAAGAAAUUGUAUGUAUGUAUUGCAAACAGGGACUAUAGUGCCAUGACAUUGUGUUGUUCAGAAAGGUCGACUUUGAAACUGGUUUUAACCAGUUCGUGUAAAAUCAGUGUUUUGAUCAAAAAUGAAUUUUCAAAAGGAUCUCAAUUUCUCAAUGUUUUAUUAUUGUAGUCAAGCAACAAGAGUUUUAUCCAAUAUUAUAAUUUUUAAGACAGUGAGAAAAGCCCAGUUCUAUUACAAAUUACAUUUCAUUUUUAGCGCAUAAACGGGACAGAGAAAUCAUAUUUCGUAUAUGGCAACCAUUAUGCUAUUUAUUUCAUAAAAAUUGCGAUU
Papilio polytes (common Mormon) is the source of this 2537-nucleotide messenger RNA. RefSeq names its product myosin light chain kinase, smooth muscle-like. The record is from RefSeq and is a predicted model, not a curated record. The coding region runs from base 222 to 2186 and encodes 654 amino acids. Lineage: Eukaryota; Metazoa; Arthropoda; Insecta; Lepidoptera; Papilionidae. The transcript has 8 exons. Gene Ontology annotation, biological process: intracellular signal transduction; protein phosphorylation; positive regulation of apoptotic process. Gene Ontology annotation, molecular function: ATP binding; protein serine/threonine kinase activity. Gene Ontology annotation, cellular component: nucleus.